Cimex lectularius (bed bug) is the source of this 333-nucleotide messenger RNA. RefSeq lists its product as uncharacterized. The coding region runs from base 1 to 333 and encodes 110 amino acids. Lineage: Eukaryota; Metazoa; Arthropoda; Insecta; Hemiptera; Cimicidae. The transcript has a single exon. The record is from RefSeq and is a predicted model, not a curated record.
AUGCUAAAUGCUGGCCUGGAUGAAUCACAAGCGGGAAUUAAGAUUUUUGGAGAAAAGAUCAACAACCUCAGAUACGCAGACGAUGCCACUCUAAUGGUAGAAAGUGAAGAGGACCUAAAGAGCCUCUUGCUCGGGAAAAAAAGGAGAGGACGUCAUAAAACCUAUCACUCCUUCGCAAAUAAAAUGGGAAGUCGUGGAAGUAGUGACACAAUUCACGUUCCUGGGAUCCCAGGUUUCUACAGCUGCCAUGAAAUUAAAAGAUGCCUGCUCCUUGGGAGGAAAGCGAUGGCGAACCUAAACAGCAUGAUAACAAUAGAGACAUCUCCCUGCUAA